This is a messenger RNA of Tripterygium wilfordii, 1667 nucleotides long. Its product is annotated as brassinosteroid-related acyltransferase 1. The record is from RefSeq and is a predicted model, not a curated record. NCBI's taxonomy places the organism in Eukaryota, Viridiplantae, Streptophyta, Magnoliopsida, Celastrales, Celastraceae. The coding region runs from base 131 to 1576 and encodes 481 amino acids. Gene Ontology annotation, molecular function: acyltransferase activity, transferring groups other than amino-acyl groups. The transcript is spliced from 3 exons.
AAAGAGACACAUAUAGGUUUGGCUCCCACGAAUCUAAGCUCUUAAUUGUCUUUAAAAUCACUUCUCUUUCCAUAACAAUUAUCAUAGAACAACAAAGAAGUUCAAGAUCAUUACAACAUUAAUUGUGUUCAUGGCAGCUAAUCAUCAAAAUUCUAACAACACAGUGUGUGUAACAAAGAGAGUGUCUGUGUAUCCCAAAUCCUCCAUAAACCCCCCAAAAGUUAUUAGCCUCUCAAACUUGGACAGACAGUGUCCAAUGCUUAUGUACUUGGUUUUCUUUUACAAAAACCAUAGUUUGUCACUUGAUUAUGUCUUUAACAGCUUGAAGUCUGGCUUGGAGCAGACCUUGUCCGUGUGGUACCCGGCCGCGGGGAGGCUGAGCUUGAACCCUAGUGAUGGAAAGCUCAAUCUAUGGUGCAACAAUGAGGGUGCAAUUAUGGUGGAAGCGAUUACUCGUGUGAAGAUAUCGGAGCUCGGAGACCUAUCUAACUAUAAUGACUUCUUUGAAGAUCUUGUUUACAAGCCUGUGUUUAAUCGGAGUUUCUCUGACAUGCCUUUGGUUGUUGCUCAGGUGACAAAGUUUGGAUGUGGAGGGUAUUCAAUCGGAAUCGGCACAAGUCACUCUUUAUUUGAUGGACCAUCCACUUAUGAUUUUCUAAGUGCAUGGGCUUGUAAUUCUGCUAUAUUGAAGCAGAAGCAGCAGGUCCAGGUAGGAGGAAGCCAUGAAGUAAUAUUGCAGAAGCCGCCAGUGCAUGAGAGAGGGACAUUAUUGUUGGUGGGUAAUGACUGUGGAGCACAAAAGGGAGUUGUGGGUGUGAAGAGAGCGGCAGCCAUAGAUCAUCUAUAUGAGUUGAUAAAACAAGCACUUACUGAUCAUCAGAGUCGUCCAGCUGGUACUCAUGAUCAUAUGAUGAAGCUCGGAGGGAGUUCAAAUGAUUAUGUACUUAAGACUUAUCAUCUAAGUGGUGCAAUGAUAGACAAGCUGAAGUUAGAAACUUUGGGUGAUCAUUGGAGAGGAAUCAGUUCAUCCUUUGAGAUAGUCGCUGCUCAUCUGUGGAAGGCAAGGACCAAAGCUUUGGGAGUGAAGAAAGAAAAGAUGGUGUGCCUGCAAUUCGCGGUUGAUAUAAGGAGCAAGAUGGUGCCGCCACUGCCCAAAGGCUUCUCCGGCAACGCUUAUGUACUGGCUUCGAUUGUGCAGAGUGCCGGAGAAUUAGAGCAACAGAGGCAUGAAGCAAUAAUAGAGAAAAUAAAGGAAGCCAAGAACAGAGUAAGCAAUGAGUAUGUGAAAGCAUAUAUUAAAGCACUUGAUGGGCCUCAGCAGCAGCAGGAUAGUCUCCCUCCAAUGAAGGAGCUUACCAUAGUUUCAGACUGGACAAGAAUGCCAUUUCACAAAAUUGAUUUCCUAAGUGGAGAAGAAGCUGCAGCAGCCUAUGCAUCUCCAUUGGUUUCUCCAAUCCCUCAAGUUGCUUACUUGAUGCAGAGUGUUGAUGACUUGAGAGGCAUUCAUCUGAGGAUUGGUCUACACCCACAAAGCCUAAAUGCUUUCUCUCACUACUUCCUCACUAAUCUGCAAUAAGCUUAAGCGUUUUUCUAAAACUCUCUUUUUGUUUGAAAAUGAUCAUUGAAGAAUGAUUAAUGACUGAUUAUGGGUAGAUUAUGCUUCUUCA